This is a messenger RNA of Chelonoidis abingdonii (Abingdon island giant tortoise), 5102 nucleotides long. It is a transcript of the gene ZNF541, whose product is annotated as zinc finger protein 541. Gene Ontology annotation, molecular function: transcription corepressor activity. The record is from RefSeq and is a predicted model, not a curated record. NCBI's taxonomy places the organism in Eukaryota, Metazoa, Chordata, Testudines, Testudinidae. Gene Ontology annotation, cellular component: histone deacetylase complex; transcription regulator complex. Gene Ontology annotation, biological process: negative regulation of DNA-templated transcription; regulation of transcription by RNA polymerase II.
UUAAAAAUAUGAAUUCUGCCCAGUCUGUUCAUGAUGAUCAAUGUAGCUUAAACAGCAAAAUGGAUUUAACCACACAUACAAAGUUCCAGUUGUUUGAAAGCACUUUUAAUUUGAACGCAUAUAUCCAUCUAAAAUAUAAACCAGAAGUAUUUAUCUUGAGUUCUGUAUAAUAAGGAUUGGUUUAUUUAUGGGCUAAUGUAUCAGUACUGGCAUUGCUUUCAUUUUAAAAUGUAUUAUCUGUUCAUCUCUGUUAUCUAACUUUUUCCUGUUACCUUUUGUUUAGGAAUCUUGCUAUACACUAAUGCAGUUUUCAAGCUCUGAGUCUUUCCCUAGUUUAUCAGAAACCAAAGCAUAGUCCCUGAGCAAACAUUAAAGGUGGGUAAACAUGGACCAGUACCACCUCAGUGAUGAAAACUUCAUCCAAUCAGAGAUGCAUAUUCCUGGAUUUUCAGAGAGUCAAGGGCUGAACUGUAGUGACACUCUCAACCUUAAGCUGUGUCCAGAUACAAGAGACAUAAUGUAUACUGGCCUAAGCAGCCUAGAUAUGGAUCCUAGCCUUUCAGCUGCAGAUAUGGCUAAUGACACUUUGGAGGACAAUUUAGAUGCACUGUCUUUGUAUUCUGUGAAGGACUGUGAUUUUGUUAAACUCCUUGAUGAGUCUGACUUUGGCUCACAGCCUUCUUUGUGUGAAUUGGGACUUCCUAUCCCAGCAGCACCUAAAGAAGUUGAACAGGAAGGCAAGUCCAGUUCUGGCAGUGCCAGGAAAGGGAAGCAUCAGCACAGCUCUCCUCAAAACCCUGUCCUGGAUUGCAGUCUCUGUGGGAAGGUGUUCAGCAGUGCCAGCUCUCUUAGCAAACAUAACCUGACUCACAGCCAGGAACGGAAAUAUAUCUGUAAAAUCUGCAGCAAGGCUUUUAAACGGCAGGACCACCUGAGUGGACACAUGCUAACACACCAGAAAACAAAACCAUUUGUAUGUAUAGAACAGGGAUGCAAUAAGAGUUACUGUGACCAUCGGUCGUUGCUUCGACAUUAUGAAAUGCAACAUGGCUUGUCUAUCUUGAAGGAGGCCACCUGUGAUGACGAUGCCUGUAAGGUCUCAUCACCUUCUCAUGAUGCAUUUGUCCAAAGAGGACAAGGUAGCUUGAGAACGGAGAGGCUUGCUGUUCAGUCUGAAUCCAAAUCUCCAAAUCCUAGCCUGCCCAACAGAGACCUACUGAAAUGUAUUGUUAGCAGCAUUGUAAAUCAGAAGCUUCCAUCAACUCCAGCAUCAUCUGCAAAGGACUUGAAAAGUUCACUGCAGUCUUGCUCCUCUGCAGCUGAUCAGGUUUCUUGCAUCCCAUCUAGCAUGACUGCACUAUUUGAAGCUACAGGUGACAAGAUGGUGAAGGAGCAUUAUCCUUGCCAAAAGAAUGCCACCUCUUCCAAUGUGUAUGCCAUAAUAAAUCCUGGUAAUUUAUCUAUGAUCACACCAGGAGAAAAUACAGUUUGCAGUUUGACUGAUACAUCCCUACUUUCAGAAUCACAGUUUCCUUUAGAGACUACGGGUUUGGAGUAUUGGCCAAACAGCACUUUACCUUGUUUUCCAUUAUUCAGAGGCCAGAAGAUUUCUGCAAACUCCUCCCAUCAGUCAAGCAAUAAUUUUCAGUGGAUCAGAAACAUGCCAGUUUGUACUAAAGGCAAAGGGAAUAGUGUUUAUAUUAAUCACAAUCCAUCUAUUACAGCUCAGAAUGUUUCAGGUGGGUUUCCUAGACCUUCUCACGCGUUCGACUCAUUUGCACAGAUGUAUGAGUGUCCAGAUGCUCUGUCAUUCGCACUUUUGAAGACCCAAGGGGAAAUCUCAGGUGAAACAAAGCUCAGCAGUUUUGAGGAAACCUUUAGGCCAACAAAAAGACAAGAAUGUGACAUUGAUUCCUGUCACUGGCAGAACAUUCAGAAGCAUAGUGUGAUACAGAAUGACGCUAACCCACACUUCAGGCAGCUUUUCAUGGAAUCCUCAGUGAACCAGGAGCAUAUGCAAGUGCAGCAACACCUGCUCCAAAUGUUGACCAAAUCUCAACACAUUUUGUCCCACACCCAGGUGGUGGCUCCAACACAGAAAGCAACUUCUCAGGUGAGACAGGCUGUAGAAAAACCACUCCAAAAUGUAUUGCAACAGCAGCAGCAGGCUGAUAUGAUUCACUCUCUUCUAGAGCACACAGAAGGUGAAGGGUCUCCCGUGUAUAUGCAAAAGACUUCGACCCAGUAUCAGAAGGAUGUGUCAUCUGUUAGUGAGGAACAAGGCCAAAUAGAAAGGCAGCAAGCAGCAGUUGGUUUGCAGUCUUCUCAGUCCCUGUCUGACCCUCUCAUAAAUUCAGUUUCUGUUUACUCUGCCAAGCAGACUAGACCCUUGAAAGGCUGUGUGGGAUUCAAAGAUAUUGACAACCCAGCCCAACCCCAGACUGUAGUAUGUGAUAAAGCCCUGGGAAACUCUACUUCUGGGAAAUCACGUCAGUGGGAAAACAAUGCUUCUGUAUAUAGCGACAAAGAGAAGAAUGAAGGAUAUUACAAAGGAACAGGUGGCAAACUACAUUCCAGCAGUGGUAGACCUCGACGCUUGCCCAGUGUCCGAAAAGAGAAGCUGAAGUUUGACCUAUCUUGCACAGCUUCUCCAAGUCAAGUGGCCAUGGCUUCCUUUUCAUUACCUGGGACUUCACCCAGUCAUGUGACUGAAAAGAAACACAAACUAACCAUUUUUAAUAGGAUUCAGGGUGGAAAUAUCUACAGCCUUACUAAUGCAGUGAGGGAAGAAAACUUGUCAGCUGGAUGUAAUAACACCAGUGGUGUCCCUGCAGAUGGGAACAGAUAUGCAAGUGGUUUCGUUUGCAAGACCUGCAGUCAGCUGUUCUACACCGAGAAAGGUUUAAACAGCCAUAUGUGUUUCCAGAGUGAACAAUGGCAUUCACCACCAGGGAAAAUGGAACAGCAGGUGUACAAUGCAGAAAACUUAAACCCUCAGAAAUUGUCACUCAAGCCAGUAGGAGAUGGAAACACUCCAUCAGAAAUUAAGAAACCUUUAGAAGACGUAACAGUGGCACCUCUUGUGAUCCCAGUCUCUGUACCUGUGACAGCUAUGAACCAACAGACCAGGAACAAAGUUAUUGAAAAGGAAAGCCAGGAUGAGAAGGACCUCAGGAAAAGUUUGCCCCCAAAAAAGAGGAAGAGGCAGACUCGUCCCAAAUUGCUCUUUAUCCCACCUCCACCUCCCUUGUGUGCUGAGAUGCAGCCAGCCAUGAUGGGAGGAUGCCAUGAGAGUAAUCUUCGAUCACCUGUCUACAUGGUUGACCACCUCCUGAGAGACUUAUUCCAAAACUCUCCAUAUACCCCACCUCCUAUGCUCAGCCCAAUACGGGAGGGAUCAGGACUUUAUUUUAGCACUCUUUGUUCUUCCUCUACUAAUGCUGGUCCCAACAAGCUGUACAGUACCAUUCUAGGCAGAAUGGAUGGAGACUUUGGAUUCUCUCUUGUGAAAGAUAACACAAAAAUCACCAUAAAGCCACACAUUAACAUUGGAAACCGGUUUCAGGCAGAGAUACCAAACCUCCAGGAUAGAACAUUUUUAGAAAAUGAUGAACAUGCAGCAUCGUUAGUGUGGAAACCCUGGGGAGACAUCGCAGCUAACCAGGAAACACAGGACAGAGUAACAGGGCUACUAAAUGUGGCCUGCUCCAGUGUGAUGCCAGGGGGAGGGACCAAUCUAGAACUAGCCCUGCAUUAUCUGCAUGAAGCACAAGGCAAUAUUCUGGAGGCCCUAGAGAUGCUGCUGUUUAGAGGACCUCAGAAAGCUCCAUCCCACCCACUUGCUGACUAUUGUUAUUCAGGUUCAGAUGUAUGGACACCUGUUGAGAAGCAGUUGUUUAAAAAGGCUUUUUGCCUACAUAAGAAAGAUUUUUACCUGAUACAGAAGAAGAUUGCAUACAGCCCAAAGAAAAUGCAUGGUUAUCUGCCUAGACAAGACAUGAAGAUAAAGUCAAAGAAUUACAAAAAAGCAUCACACAAGACAUACAGUCCAGCCUGCAGUCAGAGGGGAACUCCAGACCAGCCUGGGAGCACAGACUAUCAGAGUGCAUUUCCAUGUAAAGAGUGUGAAAGGGUGUUCGACAAGAUAAAAAGUCGGAAUGCUCAUAUGAAAUGCCACCGCGUGCAGGAGCAGAUGGAGCCACUGAUAAAUAUUAAAUGGCCCAUAAAACAUUAAAAAAUGAGCCAAAGAUGAAAGAAACAAACUCAGACGUUGACCUUCUCCAAUGGUAACUGGGAAACCACACAGGGUAUCAGUGGUAGUAGUCUUGUCUAAGCUUGGAAGAUAUGUAAAUGUUUUUUAGCAUCUGAUCAGUUGCUGAUCAGCUCUGUGCAGGGUUAGCUGACAAGACAGUGUGCCCAACCCACACUUCAGCUUAUAUCAUUGUUGGCACUGCAGAAGAAACACUCACUGUUUUUCCUAGUGCAGCAGCACCUGGUGAGGCUGGAAAGAAACCUCCACUUGAAGGUACUGAAAGGAAAGUUGUAACUGUUUGUAUUUGGUAGGAUGCCAAAGCCUAUUUGGAUGUUUUUAGUGUUUAGCACCAAUAUAACAUUGUUGGCAUCAAGUUUAACUAUAAAGAAACAUUAAGGCAUUAAAUGCUCUUCACUUACAUUAACAGAGAAAGGACGUGUGUGUUCAAUUAAGUAUACAUGUCUGGCAUUAAAUUACAAUUAUGCAUGGUUGAAAAAAAUAUAUAUGUUAAUGACUGUAAAAUAGCUGUUGUACAAAUAUGAGAGGCUCUGUACUUCUGCUUUAGUUUAAUUAAAAAAAAAAAAGCUCUUUUGCCUCCAUUUAAAAAUAAAAGUUGGAUGUGAAUAGCCCUUGUUUCUUACCAUCAGUUUAUGGGUUCAGUUGCUGGUGUUAGAAAAGGUCAAAAAUAGGAAAAUCAGUGAGAAAUUGCCAUUGUAUUUAUAUCUUUUUUGCCGAAACGGAUGGUCAUGCCCUGCAUUUCAGAUUUAAUAUGUAGUCCUGCGAUGAUCUGUGCAUUGUUAUUUUCUGUGUGCUCUCUGCAUAGCUUAUUAAAUUGGGUUCUUGAGCUCCA